This is a messenger RNA of Lathyrus oleraceus (garden pea), 724 nucleotides long. RefSeq lists its product as uncharacterized. Gene Ontology annotation, molecular function: DNA binding. NCBI's taxonomy places the organism in Eukaryota, Viridiplantae, Streptophyta, Magnoliopsida, Fabales, Fabaceae. Bases 44 to 724 code for a protein of 226 amino acids. The transcript has a single exon. The record is from RefSeq and is a predicted model, not a curated record.
AAGAUCAAAGCAUAGUCUCGUUCUUGUUCACUUCAAUCACACAAUGGCUCUCUGCAAGAUUCAUGUUUCAUCAUCCCCAUCUUCUUCUGUUGCUACUCUUUCUUGCGGAACAAAUGUAGGUGAUUAUCUAACACUUGGUUCUCGUUCUUGUGGAACACACAAACGGAAAGACCGACAUCAAGAAAGUAACAACAUUUCAUCAUUAUUGGAUUUGUCUUCAUAUCCCAAUGAAACUAAUGUCUGUCUCCACCUAUCUCUAUCUUUUUGUAAUUGCAUUCAAAUUGCUAAGAAACAGAAACUUGUUCAGCAAGAAACCAAUGCUGAUGCUGAUGUUACUGUUACUGUUGGAACAAGUUCUGAUUCUUCAACUACCGAUGAUGAUCCAUGGAAGAUCAAGAAGGUGCUCACAUUAAGUGAUCUUGGCAAUAAUAGCAGACUUUUGUUGAAGAAAGAAUUGGCUAGGAAAUGGGUCGUUCCUUUUUUGGAUAAGGUCGAAGCUGAAAAAGAUGGCGUUAAAGUUCCGGUGUUUGAUGUUGACACUCAAACCCUACGUUCUCUUGUUUUCAAGAUAUGGCCUUCGAAUGGAAGUCAUGUUUUCAUCGAUACAUGGAUCACGAAUUUUGUAGUUAAAAGGAAUUUAAAGACUGGAGAUGAAAUUGGUCUUAAAUGGGAUCAAGCCGGAAAGAAAUUUGAUUUUUCUGUUCUUCGUAGAUGUUGGAUAUAG